Molecule: messenger RNA, 1527 nt
Organism: Siniperca chuatsi (mandarin fish)
Lineage: Eukaryota; Metazoa; Chordata; Actinopteri; Centrarchiformes; Sinipercidae
Exons: 5
Coding region: 320-976 (218 amino acids)
Biological process (GO): response to bacterium
Source: RefSeq, a predicted model, not a curated record
GAACAGUUGAUGAAAGCAAAGAACAUCAAAGACUACACUGUCUUAUACUGUAUAGACUUAUACAGACUGAUGCAUAUUUUGUAGACUUCUAAACAACUGCUAAAACAGUAUCUAGAUGAUCUAAAGUGUUAUCAAAGAUAAUAAUGUCCUUUCUCCUUGGAGCUAUUAACUUGCAACUAUUUUCCUGAAAGCUUUUGUUUUGUCAGUCUGAGCAGCUGGAUGAACAAAAGAACACUCCGCCUCUUUACGUUGAGACCACUCUUACUGGAGCACAGUUCAGUUACAAACAUUGCAGUGGUGCAGUCAUACUGUAUGCACAAUGAUGGACUUUACCUUGAUAACAGCUUUACUCUGUACCUUCAGUUGGAUCUCCGUCUCAGUUUCUGAGUUUCACACUGUGGAGGUCCAGUCUGGUGAAGAAGUCACACUGAUGUGUUCCAACUUUACCAAGUUUACCUCUCACAUCCUCUGGUUCAGACUGGCCAACAGACCCAACGCCAGCUGCAUCUCCUCUAUGUCCACCUCUGAUGCCAAUGCUUCAUUCUGUGAUGGAUAUCAAAAUGGCAAAUUUAAUAUGACAUCCAACACCACUACCCUCUUUCUCAAGAUCAAACAAGUGGAUUUAACUGACUCUGGACUGUAUUUCUGUGGAUUUUACUCAGCUGGAAACUCAGUCAUUGUCAGUGCGACAUAUCUAAAGGUUCAAGAAACGUUUGAUGGAAUAACAAAUCUGACGAGUGUGAUCCUGGGUGCUCUGAUUAUUUUCUUCAUUAUAGUCAUCAUCUGUCUGCUUGUCAAAAUCAGGAAGCUUCAUACAGCUCAUAAAGAGGGACAGAAUCCACCACACAGUGAGAACCUGGUCUCUGAUGCCCUGAACUAUGCAGCGCUGAGUUUCCACCCAAAAGCAAAAAGCAGCAGAAGGCCUGCAUCAGAGAAGCAGCUGGAGUCAAAUGUUGUGUAUGCUGCCACCAGAUAGACUCAGGAAACAUCUGGAACAGCAGCUCAGAGUGGAACUGAUGCGUUAUCAUAUUGAACUGCUACUAAAGGAGGACUUACCAUCACUGUCAAAAAAUUCUAAUUUUGUAAUAAAGAUUCUGUAUUCAUGCAAAUUAUGCUAUCUCUGCUACAAUUUUAAUUCUACUUUCCAGCCAAAGUCUCUUUCUUACUUGUUUUGUUUGUUUUAGAUCUUCAUCUGAGAGCAAAAGAGUAUGUUUGGUGUUUGAUGGAGGAGGAGCUAGUAAGGACAUUGAUGACUGUUCAGAGUCUCUUAUAGUGAGAGUUAGAUGGAGGUCUGCAGCAGUGGAGGAGUGAGCGAGGUACACAUCCCAUUUUAACAGGAAGAGACAGUGUGGUCUGAGCACGUGGUGAAAAUCAUGAGGCCUGUUAACUCCAAGCUCUGUGAGAAUAAAGUCUGAAAUGAAGCAAUGAAUACUGGCUGACUUUUUUCUGUCAGGAAGACAAAAUGAUCAGCGUCUCUACAUUUGUAGAAAAGCCUUUGAAAAGCGCACAGUCCAUCAAUAUAGCAAC